UUUCUUUCUCCAAAGACAUGAGUAAGUACUGAUCAUUAGGCCGCUCGUGAUCAUCAAGAUCAGUUGUCUUCUCUCGCUAGCCAUCUGCGUGCUAGCUAGUUUCUUGUUGCUAAUUCCUCUAGCUAGCUAAAACAUGAAGCAAAAGAUAGUUAUAAAGGUGCAAAUGACCUGCGACAAAUGCCGAACCAAGGCCAUUAAGAUUGCGGCCAAAUCAUCAGGUACUGUGAUAUCGGUGGGAAUAGAAGGGGAAGAUCAGUUGGUGGUAAUUGGCGAAGGUGUUGACUCCGCUUGUUUGACCCGUUCCCUGAGGAAGAAGCUUUGCUAUGCCACUAUAUUAACUGUUGAAGAAGUAAAGCCGCCGGAGGAGGAGAAGCCCAAGCCGGAGGAGGAGAAGAAGCCCAAGCCGCCUGAACCCACGGCCUGCCAUUGUCUAUGCCCACCACCACCACCGCGUCCCAUGUACUGCGAAGUCGUCUACCAUGAUCAAAAUCCAAAUUCCUGCCUCACCAUGUGAACACCCAGAUUAAAUAUUGUCUCUCUCAUGAUUAUUUAAUAUUUGCAUCCCCGAUGUUAGAUUGCA
Juglans regia (Persian walnut) is the source of this 580-nucleotide messenger RNA. Its product is annotated as heavy metal-associated isoprenylated plant protein 47-like. The record is from RefSeq and is a predicted model, not a curated record. Gene Ontology annotation, molecular function: metal ion binding. Bases 134 to 514 code for a protein of 126 amino acids. The transcript is spliced from 3 exons. NCBI's taxonomy places the organism in Eukaryota, Viridiplantae, Streptophyta, Magnoliopsida, Fagales, Juglandaceae.